Molecule: messenger RNA, 975 nt
Organism: Adineta ricciae
Lineage: Eukaryota; Metazoa; Rotifera; Eurotatoria; Adinetida; Adinetidae
Source: the annotation of a GenBank genome assembly
AUGGAAAUUCCAUAUACCGUCAAAUUCUGGCUUUUCGUAAUAUUUCUGAUUCCAUCCAUUCCGUGCAGCAUCUUCAAUCUUUAUCAUUUUCUCUUCGAUCGAGCACUUCGUAAAUGUCUUCAUAAUCAUGUUAUUACAAUUCUUCUUUUUCUUGGUCUUAUUUACAUGGUCACUGCCAUCAUCUGGUUUACUCACUUUUAUCGUACUCAGUCGGCAUUAGUAGCAUCACCCAAGUUUUGCCUCAUAUGGGUGUACUUAGACUUCGCUCUUACGAUCACAACAACAAUUCUGGCAGCUUGGGCAUCGAUUGAACGACAUAUUCUAAUUUUUCAUCAAAAUCUCAUUUCAACACCACUCAAACGUUGGAUUUUUCAUUAUUUUCCGUUAAUUAUCUUCACUAUUUAUCCAUUCAUUUUUUAUAUUGUUGGAUUUUUUGUUCUACCCUGUUCUUUUCCAUUUAACUACAAGGCAGAACGGUGUGCACUCGAGGGUUGCGUCGGGUAUAAUGAAAAAAUAUCAAUGUGGGAUAGUUGGGCAAACAAUGUUGUACCAGUUUUAGUGAUCAUUAUCUUUAGUAUUGCUUUGAUUGUUCGUGUGUGGUAUGGAAAACAUCGAAUGGGCCAUCGAUUUCAAUGGAGAAAGUAUCGAAAAAUGUUGUUUCAACUAUUAUCAAUCUCUACUCUCUACUUUGUUCUAUUCCUGCCAGCGAUGAUUUUAUAUGCAGCUUAUGCACUCGGUCUGUCGUAUAGUAUAGGUUUUGAUUUCUUUUUGAAUUACCUAUACUUGUUUUACUUUAUUAUUUUUUUCACUCCAUUUGUAUCGAUUGUUUCCCUACCUGAACUUCGAGAAAAAGUUUGGCAUCUUUUGCUAUUCUGCCGACCACGAACAAGAGCAAUUUUUCCAACGAGAGUACGAAUAGUUGGUACCGUAAACCUACAAAUGGGUAAAAUAACAAAUACUGUUCAACAAACAUAA